Molecule: messenger RNA, 1269 nt
Organism: Sitodiplosis mosellana (orange wheat blossom midge)
Lineage: Eukaryota; Metazoa; Arthropoda; Insecta; Diptera; Cecidomyiidae
Product: chymotrypsin-2-like
Exons: 3
Coding region: 193-1056 (287 amino acids)
Biological process (GO): proteolysis
Molecular function (GO): serine-type endopeptidase activity
Source: RefSeq, a predicted model, not a curated record
UUAUCAAUCGUUUACUGUUCAACUUGAAAUAUAAUGUGUUAUCGUAAGCGUCAAUUAUAAAGAUAGAUUGGUUUUAUUUCUAUAGAAACAAGCGCUUACUUCAGUCGUUUCGUGUUUAUUUUGAAAACACAUAAAUUGCAUGAAAUUCUCUCGAUCAUUCACGAAUUUGUUUCUCUAUCGAACCCUGGGAAAAUGCUUCCGCGUAGUAUUGUUGUGAUCUUGAGCUUGCUGCUAUUCGUCAGCAGCGUUUCGGUAUUUGAAGCUAUAUUCAAAGUAAAACCUCGAAUAAUUGACGGUGAAAAAGCGGCUGCAAAAGAAUUUCCAUACAUCGUAUCCAUUCGAGAUGCCAAAGUCCACAAGCACUUUUGUGGAGGAGCUUUGAUUACACAAAGAAAUGUGUUGAGUGCUGGUCAUUGUUUGAUUGGUCGACGUUUUCAACCUGAUAGCAUAUACAUAGCUUUGGGAGUUUUUAAUCGACUCGAUGAUGGUGUACGCAAAAACGUCAAACGGAUCACCAUUCAUUCUGGAUUCAACAAAACAUUCAUGCACAAUGAUAUUUCCAUCAUUACCACCUACACUAAAAUUGACUACACCGCUCGAAUUCAACCGAUCGCGCUGCCAAUAGCCGAUGUUCCAGAGCAGGGUAAUUUAAAUGCAGUCGGAGCUGGAUGGGGAAGGAUUAUAAACACGUUGAGAAAAGUACUACUUCCCGAUCAACUCCAGUACCAUAAAACAACCACAAUCAGUUGGGUAGAAUGUGCUUUUCGACUGACCAGGCUUUCAGUAGAAAAUCCAGCAGCAUUUAAACGAGUCGAAAUGACAUUCAGCGAAAAUAUCGUCUGUACAAAGAAUCCAAUCGGUCGGGGAUCUUGUAACGGUGACUCAGGUGGUCCACUUGUAGCAAAAAUUGAUGGCCUAGAUCGAAUCAUUGGCAUUUCGUCAUGGGGUAUUGGAUGUGGUGAUGGAUAUCCCGAUGUUUAUACUAACGUUUUCGCAUACUCUGAUUGGAUUGAAGAACAAAUGAUUGACAACGAAAUGCAAAAUCGAAGAAAAUAAAAAAAUCGUGUGAUUGAAAACAACAGAUUUUGUCCUUAACAGAUGUUCACUUAACUAUAGUUACCCUCUUUCGUAUAAAUUUACAAAAAAAAAAUCUUGCUCAAAUCAAACGGGAAAUGUUCACUUAAGAUUUGAAAGUCAAGUUUGAUUAAACCUGCUCAAAUAAAGUCUGAACGUAUCAAAGGGAAUUUCAACAAGUUCUUACAAGCAAAG